This is a messenger RNA of Didymodactylos carnosus, 1104 nucleotides long. The record is from the annotation of a GenBank genome assembly. NCBI's taxonomy places the organism in Eukaryota, Metazoa, Rotifera, Eurotatoria, Philodinida, Philodinidae.
AGUGGUUCACGGAACGCCGAUUUUGUCAAAAGUCUUGGAGCAGAUGAAGUCCUCUUCUAUGAUCGGUCUGCAGAUAUCUUGGCGGAUUUACGGGGUGUUACAUCGCGUCAUGGUCCGUUUGAUCUGGUUUUUGACUCGGUAUCGUCUCAUGAUCCGCGCGAUGCGAGUUUUGCUUAUGAAAGUCGAAUUCGCAACGUUAAGCCCAAAAUGGUUACUGGAAUGUACAUUUUUAUCGGGGGUCUCGUGACCGACUGGGCGUUUGCACACGUCAAACGUUUUUUCGGUGUCAAUUGCUUCUCAAAGGGCAGACUACUGUUCUGGGUGAGGUUUCCGGAUAGUACUCAAAGACUUGAAUCACUUCGUCAGUUUUGUGAGGCCAAUCAGCUCAAGGUCGCAAUAGCCAAUCGCAUGCUGUUCACGGACGAAGGUGUUCAGGAAGCAUUUCGCUUACAAAUGAGUCGUCGUGCAGUAGGUAAAAUUGUCAUUGAAAUUGUUUGUGAAAAGAAAUAAUUUUGUACUUCGUUUUUCUCGAAAUUUUCCAGGAGUUACUUCAAAAAAAAUAACGAUACUGAAUAUGCGUGAAAGCAUAAGAAGGUUCACAAGAGUCUCACUUAAUAAAAACAUCCAAGUAGUUUUUGUUAAAUUCAAUAUAAUAAACGAUAAAUAUGUGCCAUUUUUAACUCUUUUGGUUUUCUGUUGAAGUAGUGUUCUGUACAAUGGAUGAGAGCCUGUUUAUUUACAAACAAAUCAACCCUCAAAGAGGACUUCAUCUGCUCCAAGACUUUUGACAAAAUCGGCGUUCCGUGAACCACUCACUGCAGUCACUCUCGCGCUCUUGAUUUUAGCUAUUUGCACGGCGAAGUGACCAGUUCCGCCCGAAGCGCCUAGAACCAGAACAUGUUGUCCAGCCAUUAGAUUAUUGUCCUCGAAGGCUUGCAAGACGGUCAAACCACCUAAAGGAAGCGCACACGCUUCAGCGAACGACAUAUUAUCGGGUUUGCGGCUGAUGAAAUCAGUCGGUGCCCGUACAUAUUCUGCAAAUGAGCCGCAAAAAGGAGGGAUUGUUCCAAAUACUGCAUCUCCCGAUUUGUAUCCACAGCCCGG